AUGGCGUCUCAAGGGUCUCCACCUGUGACCUGUGUUAGCUCGGAGCCUCAUGACGAUGACAUUCGAGACUACGUUCAGCAUUAUAUGGGAUGCAUUGAGAUAUCUGAGCGCCGUGGAUUCUUCGACCCGAACAAGCCGUUAUGGAAAAAGUCUGAGCACUCUGCGAAUAACGGAGAUAAUAUCACUGCACAGAUGAAGUCGAAGCAAAUAACUCCAGAUCAGGCACAGGCGGCAUGCCGCUUGGAGAUUCGGCGAGCCAGGUACCUGCGCAAGGUUCUUGCCAACGACCCGAGCGAAACGAAACUCGUCGACAAGAUCAUGAAAACUCGCGCGAAAUGGGUAGCCUCCGAGCAAUACAAAUCUGGCAUGAAAGCAAUCCGUACCUGGAAGCCAAACCGCAACAGGGCUCAUGAGGACGACAGUGACGACAGUGAUGGCCAGCCUCUAAAGAAAUACGACCCUGAGCUGGAUAUAAACGUGCAUAUCCUCAAGUAUAAACGAGACUCCUCAAAGAACCUGAGCAUGCUCCCCCACGAGAAGAUGAAGGUGAAGAAGGUAUUAGAAAUGGAAGACUCGAACCCCCUGCGCUAUCAGGAAGGUACACCUGAGAAGGAUACGAUUAAAUAUGUGCACCUACCAGCCAAUAAUAUGGAGUGGGCUCAAAAGGCAAUUGCGCGGUUCUUCGGUGACAAGGAUCCAGUUCCAACUGCCGCGAGACAUCGCAUCCGACAACAAACACGCACUGACAUGAUGCUUCGACCCCACUUCUGGCUUGAUCAACAGCAUGGUAUAUCUACUAUUGAGCGUAACCCCAAGAAUAUGGUUCUCUUCAUGCCAUAUCUGCAUUGGGAAACAGAUCAGCAGCGACAUCGCUUUGCGCAUCACAUCGAGGACCUUACAGCGAACCACCGGAAUAGGCUGAAGGCUUGGGAGAAGGAGCAGAAGACACGCAGAAGAAGGGACAGAAGAGGACUCGAACGACCGGGGUGGAUCAUCAAAGAUCUGGAGAUGGAAGAGGAGGAGUUGAAGUCAAGGGGAUAUCCGACUCGCACGAAUAAUGGGGAGGAGUCUGAGCCAAGCGGAAAUCCCGCUAUCACGAAUGGUGAGGAAGUGACGGCGGGACUGUCACCCAUCGAUGACAUUCCUGCGGCAGUGGAUAGAGUGUGGCCCGACCAGCACCGGAGAGCGGAAGACAGAGAAGAAACCCCUGCUGAGAAAAGGCCUCUGGGAGCAUAUUUGAAGAGUGCCGCCGCCUUGUACGAGGCUAUGGCAAACUACCGUGAUAAGCGCCUACUCGCGAGAUAUCUCCACCACAACCCGCCCAUGCAUCCCCGUCGAACGUUGGACCAAGCCUACUACUGGAGUCUGAACACAACAAAGUCCAGGGACAGAGACCAAGUGGUCUCGAGGGUUCUGAUGGUCGAUCAGUUGUGGAUGUGGAUUCUCGAGGGCCAAACUAUCCUCACCUGUUUUCCUAAGCGGUAUGGAACUAACCGACACGAUGAAUCCGGCGUUCACAAAGCUAUACGUGUCCGCUUGGACAAUGCAAGGCCAAAUCAGAUUCGGUCCAUAUAUGACCUGGCUCUCAUCAUUCUUGAGGAAUCCAUGCAGACCCUGUUUGAUAAGAGCAAGACUGCUGACCGCCGCCCUCAAGUUCUGGACACCUUUUCAGAUGCAAUCGGUAUCGUGACCACCAAGCAGACCGUUGCUUUCGAAAAGCUUUGGCACUGGACUGAAAAAGCGAACAUGGCGUAUCGCGGCAAGACAGAGAUUGAUGUCAACGAUAUCUACAUUCCGCUUCUCAACAUCAACCCAGAGGGCAUGCUUCAGCGGGAGAUCAAGGACAUCAUUGAAGAGCUGGACAUCAUGCUUCAAAUAACAAAGUCUCACAAGAUUGUGCUGAGAGACUUCAUCACCAAUGUGGAGCACAUCCUCGACCCAGACGGCGUCUUCGGCGGGGUGCGAAAACGGCUUCACAAGGAUCUAUCCUCAUCGCCCCCACCGGGACCUCAAGACUUGACAGGGAUCAAUCCCCGCAAGGCGCAGUCCGAUGAUUGGAAUAUCAAUGACAAAGAAAAGUUCAACUGGUUCAGACUCAACGCAGAUGAACUGUGGAACAGAGUCAGCCGGCGAAUCGAAGAGUUGGAGGACCUUCGCCAGAGUGCUGAAAGCACAUCGAAUAGUUUGAAGGAUCUCCUCGCUCUGAAGCAGCAGCAAGCAAGCGUCUUGCAAGCUUACCAGUCUAUCCAGCAGGCGGAGCAAACAGUCAUUCAGGGCAAAUCGAUUCUCAUGUUCACUCUGGUGACCAUUAUCUUCUUGCCACUGUCGUUCAUGGCUAGCAUCUUUGGAAUGAAUGCUGUCGAGUUUGGCUCCGCUGGUAGUCUGGCUCUGAGGGACGAGUUGAAAUUCAUGUGCAAUCCCGAUAUCCAUUUCGAUAAUCUUCCUCACCCUGAAUCUUGCAUUCAUGCGGAUAUUGACAGCUUGGCGAUCAAGAGGGCGUCGAAAUUUAAGAAACCGGUCCAGGAUGCACUGCAUGAGAAGAAAAAGGCCAAGAAACUGGAGGAGGGUAAGAAGAAAGGAGAAGAAGAGUUGGCUAAGAAGCAAUUAGAGCAGUCUCCGGAACUGGCGCCGACUCAAGAGCAGGUAAAUGGUGAACAAAGCACGUCGACGGAUCAGAACGGAACGGAAAGCACCUUGCGGCAUCGGAUCUCCGCGUGGAAGUUACGGGUAUCCUCCCUGGCUUCCCUCCCCGGGCUAAUAAGGGGAAACCGUGGUCACCGAGGUGUCCAAGACGAAGAGGGGCGCGCAAUUGAGAUGGGUCAGGUGCCGACACGGAGUGAUAUGGACGGACCGCGCAGAAUGAACGGAACAACUGGAACAAGGGCUAUCUGA
Molecule: messenger RNA, 2892 nt
Organism: Thyridium curvatum
Lineage: Eukaryota; Fungi; Ascomycota; Sordariomycetes; Thyridiales; Thyridiaceae
Exons: 11
Coding region: 1-2892 (963 amino acids)
Biological process (GO): transmembrane transport; metal ion transport
Cellular component (GO): membrane
Molecular function (GO): metal ion transmembrane transporter activity
Source: RefSeq, a predicted model, not a curated record